Molecule: messenger RNA, 10721 nt
Organism: Labrus mixtus (cuckoo wrasse)
Lineage: Eukaryota; Metazoa; Chordata; Actinopteri; Labriformes; Labridae
Gene: dscaml1
Product: Down syndrome cell adhesion molecule like 1
Exons: 35
Coding region: 16-6285 (2089 amino acids)
Biological process (GO): dendrite self-avoidance; axon guidance; homophilic cell-cell adhesion
Cellular component (GO): plasma membrane; axon
Molecular function (GO): cell-cell adhesion mediator activity
Source: RefSeq, a predicted model, not a curated record
ACUGCUUUUAAUGGCAUGUGGCUUGUAACUUUACUUCUGCUGUAUUCUUUGCAAGAAGUCAACAGUGAGGAUGUUGUCUCUACACGACUGUACUUUGUGAACGCCUCCCUGCAGCGGGUGACCUUCUCUAGCUCGGUGGGGGUGUCCCUGCCCUGCCCCGCGGGCGGCGCACCCCAUGCCGUCCUGCGCUGGUACCUGGCUGCCGGAGACGACAUUUACGACGUGCCCCAUAUCCGCCAUGUGCAUGCCAACGGCACCCUCCAGCUCUACCCCUUCUCUCCCUCCGCCUAUAACAGCAUCAUCCAUGACAACGAGUACUUCUGCACUGCUGAGAACCAGGCAGGCAAGAUUCGAAGCCCCAGCAUCCACGUCAAAGCAGUGUUCAGGGAGCCCUACACAGUCCGCGUGGCCGACCAGCGCUCCAUGCGGGGUAAUGUUGCUGUGUUCAAGUGCCUCAUCCCCUCUGCUGUCCAGGAGUACGUCAGUGUUGUGUCCUGGGAGAAAGACACAGUCUCCAUCGUCCCAGGUAAUCGUUUCUUCCUGACCUCAUUUGGUGCUCUGUAUAUCUCAGAGGUGCAGAAGGAAGAUGCUCUGUCCACCUACCGCUGCAUCACAAAGCACAAGUACAGCGGAGAGACUCGCCAGAGCAAUGGAGCCCGGCUCUCUGUUAUGGACCCUACGGAGUCCACCCCGUCAGUGCUGGACAGUUUCCAGUCCGGUGAGGUGCAGGUGGGGCACAGCGUGGAGCUGCCCUGCAUCGCUUCGGGAUACCCAAACCCAACCAUCCGCUGGCUGAAGGAUAAUCGGCCAUUACCUGCAGACUCCCGCUGGACGCGGCGUAUAACUGGCCUCACCAUUUCUGACCUGAGGCUUGAGGAUAGCGGAAACUACAUCUGUGAGGUCACUAACAGCUUCGGCUCCAAGGAGGUGACUGGUCACCUCAAUGUUAUAGAGCCACUGCGGGUCACCUUGUCUCCCAAGAACCUGAAGACGGGGAUCAGCAGUACAGUCAUCCUAUCCUGUGCAGUCCAGGGUUCCCCCCACUUUAUCGUGUCCUGGUAUCGUAACACAGAACCCGUCCUGCCUGAUCAACACUUUUCCAUCCAGGGGGCUCACAAUGAGACGUUGUUCAUCUCAGCUGCACAAAAGAGACACUCGGGGGCUUACCAGUGCUUUGCAACACGCAAGGGCCAGACCGCCCAGGACUUCUCCAUCAUUCUGCUAGAAGAUGGUACACCUCGUAUUGUGGCCUCCUUCAGCGAGAGGGUCGUGGUCCCAGGUGAACCAUUUUCCCUGAUGUGUGCCGCCAAAGGAGCGCCUCCACCCACCAUAACCUGGACCCUCGACGACGAGCCCGUGGCCCGGGAUCUGUCUCGUGUCCGAGCCAGCCAGUACACGCUCUCUGAUGGCAGCACGGUGAGCCACGUCAAUGUCAGCAGCCCGCAGAUUCGUGAUGGAGGAGUGUAUCGGUGCGCCGCACGAAACUCGGCCGGUAGCGCCGAGUACCAAGCGCGCAUAAACGUAAGAGGACCUCCGAGGAUCCGGCCUAUGAAGAACAUCACUGCAGUGGCAGGGAGAAAUACUUUUAUAAACUGCCGUGUGAUUGGGUAUCCUUAUUACUCAAUCAACUGGUACAAGGAGGGGCUUCUGCUGCCUGACAACCAUCGCCAGGUGGUGUAUGAGAAUGGCACUCUGAAGCUCAGCGAUGUUCAAAAGGGGUUGGACGAGGGGGCCUACGUCUGCAGCGUGCUCAUCCAACCACAGCUGUUCAUCACCCAGACCGUCUAUGUCACCGUCAAAGUUCCCCCACUGAUCCAGCCAUUUGACUUUCCUCCAACUUCCAUCGGGAAAUUGAUGUAUAUCGCCUGCGUGGUGUCAUCUGGAGACAUGCCUAUACGCAUCACGUGGCGCAAAGACGGGCAGGAGAUCGUGGCCUCCUCGGGCAUCACCAUCGACACUAAGGAGUUCAUGAGCUCCCUGCAGAUCUCCAAGGUGUCGCUCAAACACAAUGGCAACUACACAUGCAUAGCCAGCAACGAUGCUGCCACUGUCAGCACAGAGAGACAGCUCACAGUUACAGUGCCUCCUCGUUGGGUGGUGCAGCCCAACAACCAGGAUGGGAUCUAUGGGAAAGCAGGUAUCCUUAACUGUUCUGUUGAUGGAUACCCUCCUCCCAAGGUCAUGUGGAAGCAUGCCAAAGGCGCACUAGCGGGUAUUGGAAAUCCACAGCAGUACCACCCUGUGCCUCUGACGGGUCGUAUCCAGAUCAUGAUAAACGGCUCUCUACUCAUCAGACAUGUCCUGGAGGAGGACCGGGGCUUCUACCUCUGUCAGGCCUCCAACGGCGUGGGCUCUGACAUCAGCAAGAGCAUGGUCCUCACCGUGAAGAUCCCAGCGAUGAUCACCAGUCACCCCAACACCACCAUGGCGAAGAAGGGUCACGUAAAGGAGCUUAACUGCACAGCAAGGGGUGAAUGGCCCAUCAUCAUCCGCUGGGAGAGAGGCGACACGGUCAUCGACCCUGACCGCAACCCCCGCUACUCCAUUACCACCAGUCCCAAUGAGAAGACGGACGAGGUGUUGUCUACACUCAAGCUAAAGCCAGCAGAGCGUGAAGAUUCAGUUUUCUUCUCCUGUCACGCCAUCAACUCUUACGGAGAAGGACGAGGCCUUAUCCAGCUCACUGUGCAAGAGCCUCCUGACCCUCCGGAGUUGGAGGUACGAGAAGUUAAAGAUCGCAGCAUGAACCUCAGGUGGACCCAGAGAUUUGAUGGAAACAGUGUCAUUACCUCCUAUGACAUUGAGUAUAAGAACAAGACAGAUUCCUGGGAGCUGAAGCAUGCAACUCGCAACAUCUCCCCCACCAACAAUCAGGCCAACAUAGUUGACCUUCACCCUGCUUCUGUAUACAGCAUCCGCAUGUAUUCCUACAAUUCUAUAGGCAAGAGCGAGGCGAGUAAAGAACUCACCAUCAGCACAGAGGAAGCACAGCCUGAUGGCCCUCCUAUGGAAGUGAUCCUGCAGCCAGUGACCUCUCAGAGCAUCAGGGUCACCUGGAAGGCUCCCAGGAAGGAGCUGCAGAACGGGGUGAUCCGAGGUUACCAGAUCGGUUACAGAGAGAACGGCCCAGGCAGUAACGGCCAGUACAGCAUUGUGGAGAUGAAGGCCACGGGAGACAGCGAGGUCUACACCCUGGACAACCUGAAGAAGUUUGCUCAGUAUGGUGUGGUUGUCCAGGCCUUUAACAGAGCUGGCACAGGGCCCUCCAGCUCAGAGAUCAAUGCUACUACACUGGAGGAUGUACCCAGCCAGCCUCCUCAGAACGUGCGAGCCAUUUCUGUAACCUCCGACGAGGCAGUGAUCACAUGGGCUGAACCGCCAAGGCUGACGCUACACGGCGUCCUGAAAGGAUACCGUGUCGUGUUCUGGGCUGUGUUUCCUGACGGAGAAUGGGGGGAAAUGCAAAACAUCACAACCACCAGGGAGCAGGUGGAGCUCCGAGGCCUUGAGAAAUUCACCAACUACAGCAUCCAGGUGCUCGCCUACACUCAGGCCGGAGACGGUGUCCGCAGCAACGUCCUGUAUAUCCAAACCCGGGAAGACUACCCCGGACCCCCGGCUGGCAUCAAAGCUGUGCCCUCCUCCGCCAGCAGUGUUGUGGUAUCCUGGUUACCACCUCACAAACCAAAUGGAAUCAUCCGCAAGUACACCAUCUACUGCUCCAGCCCUGGAUUAGGCCAACCGAUGCCCAGUGAGUACGAAGCCAAUCCUGAGCUGCUGUUCUACAGAAUCACUCACCUGAACCACAGACAGCAGUACCUGAUCUGGGCUGCAGCUGUCACCACCGCAGGCCGGGGAAACUUCAGCGACAAGGUCACUGUGGAGCCAGCAGCCAAGGCGCCAGCUAAGAUCCUGUCAUUCGGGGGUACGGUGACUACUCCUUGGAUGAAGGAGGUGCGACUGCCCUGCGGCUCUGUAGGAGAACCUACACCUACGAUAAAAUGGACCAAAGACAGUGAGGACACAGCCAUCCCAGUGUCUCUAGAUGGACAGCGUCUCAUUCUGGCCAAUGGCACGCUUGUGCUGCGCUCCGUCAAAGCAGAAGAUUCCGGUUACUACACCUGCACAGCCACCAACACGCUGGGCUUCGACACCAUCAUAGUCAACCUUUUGGUGCAAGUCCCUCCUGAUCAGCCUCGUCUAACUGUCUCCACCACCUCCACCUCCUCCAUCACUCUGGCCUGGAUACCAGGAGACAAUGGAGGCAGCUCCAUCAGAGGGUUUGUGCUGCAGUACUCUGUUGACAACACAGAGGAAUGGAAAGAUGUUUUUAUUAGUUCUACCGAGCGCUCUUUCAAAUUGGAAAACCUUCGCUGUGGCACGUGGUACAAAGUCAAACUGGCUGCAAAGAACAGUGUUGGAGCGGGACGUAUCAGUGAGAUCAUAGAGGCAAAGACCCACGGGCGAGAGCCCCAGUUCAACAAGGAUCAGCCUGUCUUUACGCACAUUAACUCCAGCCACGCACGGCUCAACCUGCAGGGUUGGGCCAGUGGAGGCUGUCCAAUCAGCGCUGUCACCUUGGAGUUUAGACCAAAGGGUACAUGGGCUUGGCAGAAUGUACGCACCAAUGCCACCAGUGAUGUGUUCCUGGCUGAGCUGCGAGAGGCUACCUGGUAUGAGCUGAAAAUGAAAGCCUGUAACAGUGCUGGCUGUGGCAACCAGAGCUCCCAAUUUGCAACACUGGACUAUGAUGGCAGCACUAUUCCACCAAUCAAAUCCCCCCUGGAGAAAAACGAUGAUGUUAAGAAACUGUUUUCUAUCGGCUGUCCUGUGAUCUUGGUGACUCUGGGUGUUGCACUUCUCUUCAUCAUCCGCAAGAAGCGCAAAGAGAAGAGGCUGAAGAGACUGAGAGAUGCCAAAAGCCUUGCAGAGAUGCUGAUCAGUAAAAACAACCGCAGCUUUGACACCCCGGUGAAAGGACCUCCUCAGGGCCCUCGGUUACACAUCGACAUCCCCCGAGUGCAGCUGCUAAUUGAAGACAAAGAAGGCAUCAAGCAAAUCGGUGAGGACAAAGCUACUAUCCCUGUGACAGACACCGAGUUCAACCAAACUGGGAACCCUCAGAGCUUCUGCACAGGAGUGUCUGUCCAUCACCCCGCCCUCAUCCAGAACACUGGCCCUUUGAUUGACAUGUCAGACAUCAGACCAGGAACCAACCCCGUGUCGAGGAAAAGUGUAAAGUCAGCCCAUAGCAUCAGGAACCGCUACUCUAGUCAGUGGACCCUGACCAAGUGCCAGGCCUCCACGCCAGCCCGCACUCUCACCUCAGACUGGCGCACAGUUGGCUCCCAGCAUGGCAUCACUGUCACUGAGAGUGACAGCUACAGUGCCAGCCUCUCACAGGACACAGAUAAGGGUCGUAACAGCAUGGUGUCGACAGAGAGUGCCUCCUCCACCUACGAGGAGUUGGCAAGAGCUUACGAGCAUGCAAAGCUAGAGGAGCACCUGCAGCACGCCAAAUUUGAGAUCACUGAGUGCUUUAUCUCUGACAGCUCAUCUGACCAGAUGACCACAGGUACCAAUGACAACGCAGACAGCAUGACAUCCAUGAGCACACCCUCAGAGCCCGGUAUCUGCCGAUUCACUGCCUCGCCGCCGAAACCCCAGGACUACGACCGUGGCAAGAAUGUAGCUGUGCCCAUUCCACACCGCGCCAAGAGUGAUUACUGUAAUCUCCCCCUCUACAUGAAGUCAGAUCCUUUCUUCCGAAAGCAGUCGGAGCAUCAUGACCCAUGUCCAGUGGUCCCCCCACGUGAAGCCUCCAUUCGUGGCCUGGCCCAGCGGGCGUACCACACCCAGGGCCGUCAUGUGACUAUGGACUCCGCAAAGCAGCAGGCUCUAACAAUGGGCCACUCUGGCCUGUCCAACCUCACCUCCUCAGGAGCAUCAGGAGGUGGUGGUGGAGCCAGUGGGAGUGGAGGGAUGUCUGCUAGCUCUAGCAGCUCCACCCUUCCCCAGAGGACUCUCACCAUGCCCGGCUCCUCUUCCUCAGUGGCCCAGAGUGCAGCAGCAGCAGCUGCUGCUACAGCUGCAGCUGCCGGGGCUUCAUCCUCCUCUGGUGGAGGGGCCACAGGAGGGACUCCAGGAGGUGCCUGCUCAUCGUCCUCCAAGAUGGGAGGAUCCAGAGACUCUCUGCUGGAGAGCAGCUCCUCUGGCUUAGGCAGACUACAGAAGCAGAGGGAUGGAGGGGCAGGGGCCUACUCCAAGUCGUACACUCUUGUGUAGCCUGCCGUCACUGCGGCCUAUCACUGUAACUCUUACCAGAAUGCUGGUCGGUCCAGCCAGUGCUUGCCUGGAGCCUACAUGAAAGGUGGGGUGAGGAAAAUACACAUGCACAGCUGACCCGUCAGUGCCUGUUCUGUGCCAGGCUGCAGGGGGGACACGACUGUAUGAAAGGGUCAGAGGUGGGUCUCCACAGCACAGGGGUUUGCCUUUCUUUCUGCCUGAUUGCUUUCUAUUAUUAGUGUCAUCUUUCUCUAGCUCUUAUUUCAUCACCCUGGGAAUCACUUGCCAAAACAUAGAUGAUUUAUCUCUUCACUUCAUAACUUCAUUUUCUUAAGGACACAGUACUUAUGCACAAAAUGCUUUCCACGUGCACUGUCUUGUUUUCUGGAUCGAGACAGUUGUAAUAUGAUCCAGGUGGCUUGAUUUUUUAAAGGUUUUUUAGGUUUUUAAAUAUGUUACUUCUCUGAUCUUUGAUGGAAGGAGAGCUCAUAUCACAGCACCGUGCCAUGGCAGGAUGCUUCUACUGUAUGCAUAAAACCACCAACCUUGGUAUUACUCUGGCUCAAAGAGGUUUCUCCAUCAUGGAUUCAUGCAUUAGAGGGACUGGAAGGACAUCUCAAUAAGAAUCUUGAGAUGUGUGAAAUGUUCUUAUACAUGCCAUGGAUGACGCAGCAUAGUGGUCUUAAUUGACGCUUUUAUACACAGACUCAAACAGAGGAGGUGAAAAAUUGUCAAGUACCAUCAAGUGAAAGAACCUUUUCUUUUCAUCCAUUUUCCAUUUAUUUUCAAGUUAUGGAAAUAUAAUCUCAUGUGCACUAAGAAAAAGUUAGAAUGGAUCCAAGUAACAGAAACCUUCACAGGCCUGCGUGUGUGUGCGUGUGGGUGUAUAUGUGUAAAUAUAUAUAUGUAUACAUGUGGCAGGCACACACCAACAGUGGACCUUUUUUUUUUUUUUUUUUUUUUAAUCAAUCUGUAUGCUGACCUCUCGGGCAGACGUCUGUGUCAAAACUGACCCGAACUCCCACCCACACUGCUCAUUUUGUACCUGUGAAAGGGGAUUUGGGGACAGUAUCAAUAGUUAUGCUGAUGAUGUAACACUAUGAUCCUAAUUUGGUCCAGCAUUUGAACUUGAUUUUUUAAAUGUGAUUUACAGCAUUGCUGAGGAAAUUGGAAAUACUGAAAAGAAAGAGAGUUACAAAGAAGAAGAAAACAUUCUCUUUCUCUCCUUCAGAACAAAGAAGGAAGAGAUGGUAUGUGAUUCAUCAUGGUGCCACACUGCUCUUUUCUUUGUUUAAGAAAUCUAUCUAUAUCCACUUUUUCCCUUCCUAUCCUUUCUUGCCGUCAUGUCUCCUUACCCUGUCCCCCAUCAUAUCCAUACAGUGUCACUGUGACCUACUGCUAGCAUACAGGCUAGUAAAAACAGGAGAGACAGACUGAGAGAAGAGGUCUAAUAUGCACACAGACAGAAAUGCUACUUGACGUUCAUUGACAACUUGAAUAGAGAGACAAGUUGCUAACAUACAGCAGAGUAAUUUAGAUGUAUACAAGAAAAAAAUCAUAUUUGUAUGAAGUGAUCUUGAAUUUAUGAACAGACAAUGACUUUAUAAAUAAUAAGAUCAAGUGUUGAUGGGAUUUGGAGUUGUUUAAGGGUACUGGAGAAGGGGUUCCGUUGCAGAGAGAAGAACAUUUUCCUCAGAAUUAAGUGGUCUUCAAAUCUAAGAGAUAUGUUUUCAAGUCCCGCAACCUCACUGAUUUUUUUUUCCUUUAGCUUCAUGCAUGGUGCUGUAUCUGUUAACUUCAAGAUUAUUUCUUUCUUCUCCCCAUUUCCUCUCCCAAAGCUUAAUCCCAUUACAAAGAUCGUUCCAAAAAAGAGUUGCUCCAAAUGUUUUGUGAAGGCAAAACGUAACAUCAGGGCUCUCGCAAUAGAAAAAAAGAUAUGAUAUAUGUUUGUUUUCAAAAGUAUGUACAUAUAUAUUUCUAUUCAAAUAUAUAGCAAAUAUAUGAAUAUUGAAAAAAAGCAGAGAAAUAUAAAAGCCGUUCUAAUUGAGAAUAUAUAUAAAAGAUCACAAGACAAUCGCUCAGAGUGAAAAACUGCAAGAACAAAGAAAGAAAGACGAAGAAGAAGAGGGAGGCUUAAACGGGUAGCACGACCAUGGACGGGAGAUCUCAGAGAGAAAUGAAGUGGUGUGAGAAAAAAAAUAGAGUGCUGAAAGAAAGGUUUGAAGAAUGACCCUCCCUUGUGAUUUUGAAAAUGUUCCGGCUGCAGCAACAGCAGGUAGCAGCUGAAAGGACAAGCACAGUAAAGUAAAAGUAUGCGGGUGAUUGUGUCCCUGGUUAGCUGUGGUCGAUGGCUCAGUGCAGAACGUGUGGUGUUAAAAAAGAAACAGUGAAAACAAGGAAAGCGUAUACAGUAAGUGAGCCUAUUGUAAUAUGUUGUAUUGUACCUUCCAAAGGUGUGUUCACUAACUCACUGCCAUUGCCCGACUAUAACUCAUGAAGACAAACAGACAAGUAUUUGUGUUUCUUAUCUUUGUCAAAGGGAGUCAACCCGACAUGUCAGGACUGCAGGCUGAUGACAGCCUGAUUACACCUCACACAGUUAGACAUAUAACCAUCCACAUCUGUAUCAAUGCUCCCUUUAUUUGAAAGAACAUAGGAGAGAAAUGCAUUAUACUUUCCAUUGUCAAUGGUUAUGAUGCCUUUCUUUUUGGCCUUUAUGUUUCAAAUUGUGCAAACACUUGUUUUCAGAAUAAAACAAGUGUUUGGGAAUGGGUCAGCCUGUGUGAGCCUUCCUUACUCCAGUCGUAUGGAUAUCAGAUGGAGUGGUGAAUAAACUCCUGUCCCACCUGCUUUCUCUGUUCUUCAGUGAAGUUUCUUCUGCUGUAAACACUGAUCUAAUGUCAGUUUGGUUUAAGUAUGUGUCAGGUAAACCUGAAGGGAAAAUUUCACCCUCAAAUACUUUAAAAUUGUUAUAUUUGGAUAAACUUAUUUGCUUUCCUGCUCAGUGAUGGAUAAGACGAAUGAUACCGAGCUCAUAUUUAUAGAAAUUAUUUAAUCAGUGCAAAAAUCAAAAUGUAAUAAUAACAACUUGUGGAAUUACAGACGUAUUAUGUGCUGGGAGGGGUGACCUCCUGAAAACGUGCUCAGUCUAAUCAGAUUUGUCAUUUUUACUCUUAUUUUUGUGCAGAUUAAAAAUGUGUAAUAUGUUAUUUUGAGAACUUUGGGACUUAAAAGACUUAUUUCAUAUACAUUGUGUUAAAUUGAAGACACACAACCUGACGUAUGCAUGGUGCACGCACGUUACUGAAGAAGUAGUUUGGUGAGUGCUCCGUACCUUUUAAACAAUAAUCAAUUCUGGACUUUUUAAGCCUUCAACAAAUUAAAGCCAUGUUAAAUUAUUCCCGAUGUUAACUCUUUUUCAGUCUAAAUUUUAAAAUGUAUAUAAAUGAUAACCUGUUAUUUUUUGACAGAAAAUUGUUGACUUCUUUGAAAAUUAUAAAUCAAAUGAUUCACAUCACAGGUGAUUUAGUUUUUAUUGAUCCGGAUAUCUGCAGAUUCCUCCGAUGCGACGUCUCUUUACACUUUGAAGCAUAUCUGCAGCUGUUUAACUGAGUGAUAAGCUAUUGAGGGUGGAUUUUUUUUCAUUCAAAUACAUCCACAUACUUUUCCAACUGAGGUAGUCUGUGUUCACGUGGCCGACUUCACUUGUGCUAUUUCCCAACCUUUUCCUAAUCUGCUCAACCAAUCAGAUCCCCCUCUCACUGUCCCCCUUACCCACCUAUACAACAUGAUUUCUACUCCAUAACAGAAAAUGUGUGUACAUAGGAAAGUGUUUUGUAUAAAUGAGUACUAUUUUCGACAUCUUCACUAGAAACCAGGGCACAAUGUAAACUUUGAACUGAAGUUAUUGUAAUGAAUCAGAAGAGGAUUAAUGAUAACUAUAGAAUUAUACAGACACUGCUUUAAAUGAUUUACUGUAUGGACCAGUUGAAACAUGUCAGAGUGGACCAUGAAUAGGUAACUAUACACAUUUCUUUUCUUACAGGACAUUUGUUUGCAUUGUAUCCAUUUUUAUUUUGAUUCUAUAUUUUUUAAUCACAUUAUUUUGCUUAUUUUUUACUUUGUCACCGGUUGCUUGGUUAAGAAUUUUAUUUUUUAUUUUUCCAUGUUAUGGGGGAGGACAGCAGCAUUGCAUGUUCUGAAAUUUUUGCUGGUUAUAAAUGAAAAAAAGGAACCGGUGAAGUGAACAAUUUAAAGAAGAGGAUUCAUGAAAACAUUUUAAAACUGCAGAGGUUGUUCCUCAAACUUUUACGGGGAAACAUUGCUUCAAUUUGCAAUUGCUUGUGUUUAAACUCUACAUUUCUUUUCUAUGAAAACAAACAAAAACAGAAAAAGAGUACUCAACACCUUGUGCAAUAAAGCUAUCUUUUUAUGAA